Messenger RNA from Dromiciops gliroides (monito del monte), 2655 nucleotides. RefSeq names its product folylpolyglutamate synthase (gene FPGS). The transcript is spliced from 15 exons. Gene Ontology annotation, biological process: tetrahydrofolylpolyglutamate biosynthetic process. Gene Ontology annotation, molecular function: ATP binding; tetrahydrofolylpolyglutamate synthase activity. The record is from RefSeq and is a predicted model, not a curated record. Gene Ontology annotation, cellular component: cytoplasm; mitochondrion; cytosol. NCBI's taxonomy places the organism in Eukaryota, Metazoa, Chordata, Mammalia, Microbiotheria, Microbiotheriidae. The coding region runs from base 55 to 1821 and encodes 588 amino acids.
GCCGGGAGACUGGCAGGCGGCAGCUGGAACCUCGUCUCGGGGUUCUCUGGCGGGAUGUCUUGGGCCCGUUGCCGGGCGUUGCACGCGGCGCUGCGGCUCGCCGCGGCGCCUCCGCUUGGGGGCGGACCGGCAAGGCGGGGGCUGAGUGCACGACCGGUGCCGCAGGAGCCCGGGAUGGAGUACCAGGAUGCUGUUCGGACCCUUAACACCCUUCAGACCAAUGCUAGCUUCCUAGAACAGAUCAAGCGAGAACGGGGAGAUCCACAGGCCCAGCUAGAAGCCAUGAAACAUUAUUUAAUUCGAAGUGGACUACAGAUUGAGGAUUUAGACAGAUUGAAGAUCAUUCAUGUGACUGGGACCAAAGGGAAGGGCUCUACCUGUGCCUUCACAGAGCGCAUUCUCCGUGGCUAUGGCCUGAAAACUGGAUUCUAUAGCUCUCCUCACUUGGUGCAGGUUCGGGAGCGAAUCCGUAUUAAUGGGGAACCCAUCAGCCCUGAGCUUUUCACCAAAUACUUCUGGCGUCUCUACAAUCGCCUAGAGGAGACUAAGGAUGGCAGUUGUGUCAGCAUGCCCCCUUACUUCCGCUUCCUUACCCUCAUGGCCUUCCACGUGUUCCUCCAAGAGAAGGUGGACCUAGCAGUGGUGGAGGUGGGCAUUGGUGGUGCUUAUGAUUGUACCAACAUUAUCAGGAAGCCAGUGGUCUGUGGGAUAUCAUCUCUGGGCAUAGACCAUACCAACAUCCUGGGUGACACUAUUGAGAAGAUUGCCUGGCAGAAAGGGGGCAUCUUUAAGCCUGGAGUCCCAGCUUUCACUGUGUCCCAGCCCGACUCCCCCCUGGAGGUACUGAAGGACCAAGCCCGACAGCUCCAGUGUCCGCUGUACCUGUGCCCCCCACUGGAGGCCUUUGAGGAGGAAGCCAAGCCACUGUCCCUGGGGUUGGCAGGUGAUCACCAGAGGAGCAACGCUGCCUUGGCUCUGCAGCUGGCCCGGUGCUGGCUCCAACAGCAGGGCCACAAGGCUGUUGGGGAACUGAAGGCAGCCUGGCUGACCUCCCGGCGAGCCUUGCCCCUGGCUCCUGUAUUCCAUCCCACCCCGACCAUGAAGCAGGGGCUGCAGGACACAGAAUGGCUAGGCCGGACACAGAUACUGAGACGAGGGGCCCUCACCUGGUACUUGGAUGGGGCGCACACCACCAGCAGCAUCCAGGCCGGGGUACGGUGGUUCCGCCGGGCAGUGCUCAACCAAGAGAGACCUAACAAUGGCCCUGAGGUUCGGGUUUUGCUCUUCAAUGCCACUGGAGAACGGGACACAGCAGCACUACUCAAGCUGCUGCAGUCGUGCCAGUUUGACUAUGCCGUCUUCUGCCCUAACCUGACUGAGGUGUCUACUGUGGGGAAUGCAGACCAGCAGAACUUUACAGUCACCCUGGACCACAUGCUGACAAGAUGUCUGGAGAACCAGAAACAAUGGAACCGGCUGGCAGAGGAUAAGACCGGACUGGACCCCUGGUUGGCUCAAGCCCCAGAACCCAGCAGUGGACCCCUGCAUGGGCCCCUUCUCCUGGUUCCCCCUGCUCCCCGGCCUCUCAACGCCAGCUCCCUGGUCUUCAGCUGCAUUUCCCAUGCCCUACAGUGGAUCAGCCAGGGCCGGGAUCCAUACUUUCAGCCCCCCAGUCCUGCCCGGGGCCUUCACUCCCACCCUGUGGCCAGCAGUGGGGCCGUCCUUCUCAAGGAAGCCUCCUCCAUCCAGGUGCUGGUCACCGGCAGUCUUCACCUAGUGGGUGGUGUCUUAAAGCUCCUCGAUCCCACGUUGUCCCAGUAAUGGGGCUGGAGCUCAUUCCUAGAGGGGAACCUGGAGUUCCCUCUGCCUGUGGCCUUUUCAUUUCCAUUCCUUCUCUCUUCCCCAUCUUCCCCAAACUCCUCCACACGUCCGACAGGUGCCUUUUUCCUUCUGCCUCUGAACUUUCCAUGCCAUGGAAGGCAUCCUGCUGUGGAGUGGGGAGGUGGGGUGAGCGUAAGAGGAGGCCUCCCCUUCUGUUACCUCCCUCAGGAGGGAGCUGUGUGAGCUGGGCCUCUCUCCCCCCGGGCAGGGGUGUGGGGCUGGCGGGUCAUGAGUGGCUGAGCUGGGUACCAAGCUGUUUCUCCGGCCUCGGAGGGACACAGCUCAUCUCUCACCGGAGCAGGACUGAUCAGCAGGAUCCCAUCGUACUAACAAACUGCCGACUCCCCUGUGCAAGUCCCCCUGAGGCAACCUACUCUGGGCCUCACUUACACUGUCACUGGAGAACAGGCAGAGGCGCACCCCCCUCCAACUGCUACUGUUACCACCCUCCCCACCCCCCACCUCCUAGUGCUGCCCUAGAGGGCACCCAGACCCUGACACCCCCAGCCCCCGCCUGGGUGUCCUCGGGAGCCCGGAAGCUGUGGAGCCGAGGCCUUCCUGGCCUGGGCCCAGUGCAUUGUGUGAGCAGGCUGGCUGGAGGCCCAGGACCCUGCUGCUUGAUAGAUUUCCUCCUCCCAGAGGGUUCUGGGAAAGCUGAGGGCCUGACCCUGGGUGGGGUUUGGUCCUAAGGAGGGGGUGGAACAGAGUCAUGGAAUACAAGAUGAUAGGGAGUUAAAGCUUUUUUAAUUAAAAAAAAUUUUUUUUCCAAGAGAC